GUCGCCAUUCGUGCAGUGAGAGCCGAGGACCCAGGAGUUUCCCUUCGCACCUGUUCGUCUGUGCCUGUCUCUCCACCUGUUGAUGUUCAGGAUGAGGCGUGUGGCCCUCCUGGUGGCUCUGGCUCUUGGGGUGUUGGUGGCUCUCGCAGCAGCCGCCAGCCCAAGGGAGCGUCGACAGGCGGCCGGCGCGACCCAGGAUUACGGGGCGUGCAAGAACAAUACAGGUGUGUGUGUGCCCUACUACCUGUGCAAGGACGGCCAGGUGAUAAAGGACGGGGAUGGAAUCAUAGACAUCAGAGUUGGCGGGAAGACAAACUCCCAGGAGUGCUUGAGUUACCUGGACGUGUGCUGCGGGCCAGGUGCCGUGCUGGCCUCCACCACCACCACCACGACCACCACCACCACCACCCAGGCCUCCGCCACCACCACCACCGCCCCCUACCAGGCCUUCUGCGGCAAGAGGAACGUCAACGGCAUCGAUGUCAAGAUUCAGGGGUUUAAGGACAACCAGGCCCAGUACGCGGAGUUCCCGUGGAUGGCUGCCGUGCUGCAUAAGACCUACGAGGAAGACGUGCUCGUGAACCUGUACGUGUGCGGCGGCUCCCUCAUCCACCCGUCCAUCGUGCUGACGGCGGCCCACUGCGUCAACAAGUUCAAGAGUCUCGCGUCGCAUGUCCGCGUCCGACUCGGGGAAUGGGACACGCAGAGGACCUAUGAGCCUUACCCACACCAGGAUCGGGACGUGGCCGCCGUGGUUAUUCACCCGGGCUUCCACCCCGGCAACCUAGCCAACGACUUCGCCCUCCUGUACCUCGCCCAGCCUGCUGUCCUCGGCAAGAACGUGGGCCUCAUCUGCCUCGAGAAGAUUAACUACCUGAACUCCAACACCACCUGCGUCGUCACCGGCUGGGGCAAGGACAAGUUUGGGGCCGAGGGCGUGUUUCAGAACGUGCUCAAAACGGUGAACCUGCCUUUUGUUGCCCACCCGGCAUGCCAGAACAAGCUUCGCACCACAAGGCUGAGUAAGUACUUCAUGCUGCACCCGUCCUUCCUCUGUGCCGGCGGCGAGACGGGGAAGGACUCAUGCAGCGGCGACGGCGGCUCCCCACUCAUGUGUAAGAGCCCAGAAACUAGCAGCUACGUGCAGGCCGGCAUCGUGGCGUGGGGCAUCGGCUGCGGCACCGGCGGCGUCCCUGGGGUGUACGCCGACGUGUCCUUUGGCUACGACUGGAUUGUGUCAGAGUCCGAUAAGCUGCUGAAGAAUACCGACGGGUACCACCCCGGCUACUGGGAGGGUUAGGGCGUGAUGCCGCACUGCCCCACGCCCCUGCCCCAGCGACUCGCCCGCCCUCGCCACUCUCGCUGCAGGAGGUCCUCGAGGGUUCAGUGACAGUAUAAGCUAAGAAAGUAAACACAAUGACUCCCAAAGCCUAAGACAAAAACCGCAAUAUGGCCAAAAUUUCAGUAAAUGUCUUUCUUUGCGACCCUCUGACCAACUCCACUCAAUUUACUUACGGGCUUCUUUGUUUUCAUGGCGGGCUUUUUCGUUUUCUUAUAUUUGUGCCCUUGAGCUGCUUCCUUUACUGUAAACAAAUAAAUAAAUACCGUCACUGGAUCAUCGAGUCUCCUCCAGCACAGCGAGCAAAGUUGAAAAAAUGAAGAAAAAAAAAAGUACCAUUAUUAUAGAAGUCUCCGUCGAGCAGUAGUAAUCGUAGAUGUUAUUGUACUGAUAUAAUUGCACUGUAGUUUUGUUUUGCAUAUUGUAUUUACCACAUAAAAGGGUACUACACAAAUA
Messenger RNA from Eriocheir sinensis (Chinese mitten crab), 1795 nucleotides. Its product is annotated as phenoloxidase-activating factor 2-like. The transcript is spliced from 4 exons. NCBI's taxonomy places the organism in Eukaryota, Metazoa, Arthropoda, Malacostraca, Decapoda, Varunidae. Gene Ontology annotation, biological process: proteolysis. Gene Ontology annotation, molecular function: serine-type endopeptidase activity. Bases 83 to 1300 code for a protein of 405 amino acids. The record is from RefSeq and is a predicted model, not a curated record.